UGUCGCGAUCGCUAAAAAUUAACGUGAUGGAAUUGCUUUGUCGCUAUUUUCGCGUGGCUCCGUUCUAAACAUUAUCAAACAGAACAUUAACAACAAAAUGUGAUAUUAUCGCGAAUUGUUUUGCGCACUCGAUUUGCACUUUUUGCAACGGUGUGUGUUGUAUGUGCUGUUAUUUUCCUAUAUUUUGACCCCCUCCUUCGUUCGAUUUGGCGACUUUGAUUUCAGUCCCCAAUCGUCAAUUGGAGCGCCGGGUUCUCUUCUUUUCCUUGGUACGUGGGUGUACGAGUGCAAGUGUGUGAGAGCGGGUUCAAUCAACUGCAGUUUGCCAAUCGAGCAUUGCACACUCCCCAGCCCUCUCGAAGAAACGCCACAUUUAUGCAAUUAAUGCAUAUUAAACUUGUAAAGUAAACGGAAUUUUUGUUUGGCAAAAACAACUACGUAACAUCUACGUUCUAGUGUGUGUGAGAGAAAGAGAGGGAGAGCAAGCACAGAGAGUGGGUGGCGCGAGAGUCAGAGAGAGAGAGUGAUAAGUGAGAGGAGCGCUUUUGUAACGGAACUCACAGAAGCCGUAGUUGAAUUCCAGUGACGUUGAAAGAAGCAACGGCAAGGCACAAAAACAAAGACAAUGUUUAUAAGCUAUAUAUUCCGCUUUGAUUGAUAUAAAUGAAUAUGCAGUGCGGUUAGUUAUACAACUGGGCUGCAAAAAGUCACUCAUUAAAAACGCCCGAGAUGAAAUUCACAGCGGCGGCAACAAGUGCAAUAAUAAAAAUAAAAAACCAAAAGCCAAACAAAAUCGCCCGAAUAAAGCGGAGAAACGUGUCGUAGUGCCAAAAAGAAAACAACAAAAGUAAAACUAAAAAACGGAGAAACGUUAAUUAUAACGAGCCACGGAAUCGCAUAAAGAAAUCAACAAGUGUGUGUCUGCCUUUUUUCCUAUUCGCUUUCAUUCAUGCGGUCAACUCGGCAAUAACAAAAACAACUACUGAUAAAAGCCCUGCAGUUAAGCAAACAACAACAACAACAACACCGAUAGUUAGGAACUGCGUCUGGCCAUUGAGCUUUAAUUGCCGGGCAUGACUUUAUGACUAUGUGACUGGAUCCUUUCGACCGUUCUGUAAAUAUAAACUCAACAUACCAUGAAGCAUCCGCAGGAUCUGAGUGUCACGGAUGGCCAGCAGCUAAUGAAGGUCAACAAGGUGGAGAAAAUGGAGCAGGAUCGUGCAACUCCUGAAUCGGAAAGCCAUAUAAUGCAUGCGGAUGCCCUGGCCGCUGGCUAUCCGGCUGCCUCGCAGCCCCACAGUCCGAUUGGCCACGCCCUAAGCCCCAAUGGCGUAGGACUAGGAUUGAGCAACAGCAGCAACCAGAGCAGCGAGAACUUUGCGCUCUGCAACGGCAACGGAAACGGGAAUGCGGGCAGCGCAGGAGGCGGAAGUGCGAGUAGUGGCAGCAAUAACAACAACAGCAUGUUUUCGCCCAACAACAACUUAAGUGGAAGCGGGGGCAGCAGCAGCCAGCAGCAAUUGCAACAGCAACACCAACAGCAGCAGCAACAAUCGCCGACGGUCUGCGCAAUUUGUGGAGAUCGCGCGACGGGGAAACACUAUGGGGCAUCGAGCUGUGAUGGCUGCAAGGGAUUCUUCAGAAGGAGUGUCAGGAAGAACCACCAGUACACCUGCAGAUUUUCACGCAACUGCGUGGUGGACAAGGACAAGAGGAACCAGUGUCGUUAUUGCAGGCUAAGGAAGUGCUUUAAGGCCGGCAUGAAGAAGGAGGCGGUGCAGAACGAGCGGGACCGCAUCAGCUGCCGGCGGACCUCUAACGACGACCCGGAUCCGGGAAACGGGCUGUCUGUGAUCUCACUGGUUAAGGCCGAGAAUGAGUCGCGCCAGUCGAAGGCGGGUGCUGCCAUGGAGCCAAACAUCAACGAGGACCUUUCCACGAAGCAAUUCGCCAGCAUCAACGAUGUCUGUGAGUCGAUGAAGCAGCAGCUGCUUACCCUGGUGGAGUGGGCCAAGCAGAUCCCGGCCUUCAACGAGCUCCAGCUGGACGACCAAGUGGCUCUGCUGAGAGCUCAUGCUGGAGAGCAUCUGCUCCUCGGUCUGUCGCGGCGAUCUAUGCACCUUAAAGAUGUCCUGCUGCUGAGCAACAAUUGCGUGAUCACCAGACAUUGCCCAGAUCCCCUUGUGUCACCCAAUUUGGACAUCUCGCGGAUUGGCGCCCGCAUCAUUGAUGAAUUGGUCACGGUCAUGAAGGAUGUGGGCAUCGAUGACACAGAAUUCGCCUGCAUCAAGGCAUUGGUCUUCUUUGACCCCAAUGCCAAGGGCUUGAAUGAACCGCAUCGCAUUAAGUCGCUGCGGCAUCAGAUACUCAAUAAUCUCGAGGACUACAUAUCAGAUCGGCAAUAUGAGUCUCGCGGUCGCUUUGGCGAGAUCCUGCUCAUCCUGCCGGUUCUGCAGUCCAUCACCUGGCAGAUGAUCGAGCAGAUUCAGUUUGCCAAGAUCUUUGGUGUGGCCCACAUUGAUUCCUUGCUUCAGGAAAUGUUGCUGGGAGGAGAGCUGGCUGACAAUCCUUUGCCGCUGUCGCCACCCAAUCAGUCGAAUGACUACCAGAGUCCCACGCACGCUGCCAACAUGGAGGGUGGCAGUCAGGUGAACUCCUCUCUGGACACUCUGGCCGCUUCCGGUGGCUCCAAUUCGCAUAGCCUUGAUCUAGAGGUGCAGCACAUUCAGGCACUGAUCGAGGCGAACAAUGCGGAUGAUACCUUCCGGGCCUACGCAGCUAGCUCGGCAGCAGCGGCUGCUGCAGCCGUUUCCUCCUCCUCCUCAGCGCCCGCAUCCGUUGCCCCGGCCGCGAUCUCGCCCCCGCUCAACAGCCCCAAGUCACAACAGCAACAGCACCAGCAACAUGCGACGCACCACCAGCAGCAGCAGCAACAGCAACAGCAGCAGCAGCAGGAGAACUCCUACAUGGACAUGCCUGUGAAGCACUACAAUGGCAGUCGGUCUGGAGCAAUGCCAUCGCAGCACAGUCCCCAGCGCAUGCAUCCCUACCAAAGAGCGGUCGCCUCGCCGGUCGAAGUGCCCAGCGGCGGUGGUGGCGGUCUGGGUCUGCGCAAUCCCGCCGACAUCACGCUCAACGAGUACAACCGGAGCGAGGGCAGUAGUGCCGAGGAGCUGCUGCGGCGGACUCCUCUCAAAAUCCGAGCUCCGGAGCUGCUUACCGCACCCGCUGGUUACGGAAUUGAUCCCAGUCGCAUGACGCUGAAACAGGAACCAGAAACUGGGUAUUAGACGGAAAACAAUCGGUGCAAUAUACAGUUUGCCACUAGGACACCUUUUAAGCACACACCCCAAACACACAAAUACAGGCCCUCUCUUGCUGUACUCCCCACCAAGUGCUAGACAGAGACGAAAUUGAAAUGAAGAACUUACUUAAUUGUUAUGCCUUGAACCAUUUUGAUACUUUUUAUUAGUCCCUAAGUAGGUAUCUUGGAAAUUGUUGCUUAAUUUUUAAUGUUUAACGCAGUUGCAAUCUAUUUUUGGAGUCAUAUUUUGCUCAAGAAGUUUAUUAUAUACAAUUAUACAUAUAUAUUAUAUACACCAUAUAGCAUGUACUGAGUUUGUUGGUUAUUUGGUUAUCUUCAAUUGUGCGUGGAUCACAAAGCAUUCAUAUAGGCCAUGCAAUAUAUUGUUUUAGGUUAGGGUGUUGUCUAGAUUAUGCGCUGAAAGUGUAAUAUAUAUUUUAUUUUAAACAAAGAACUAUUUUUAUAUGAGUAUGUAUAAUAUACAAAAUAUUUUUAAGAUGGCUGAAUGAAUAAACACAAAAUCAGAAUAAAAAUUGGAGAAUGUGAAUGUAAA
Molecule: messenger RNA, 3857 nt
Organism: Drosophila ficusphila
Lineage: Eukaryota; Metazoa; Arthropoda; Insecta; Diptera; Drosophilidae
Gene: Hnf4
Product: transcription factor HNF-4 homolog
Exons: 8
Coding region: 1137-3290 (717 amino acids)
Biological process (GO): regulation of transcription by RNA polymerase II; cell differentiation; anatomical structure development
Cellular component (GO): nucleus
Molecular function (GO): RNA polymerase II cis-regulatory region sequence-specific DNA binding; nuclear receptor activity; nuclear steroid receptor activity
Source: RefSeq, a predicted model, not a curated record